Molecule: messenger RNA, 783 nt
Organism: Rangifer tarandus platyrhynchus (Svalbard reindeer)
Lineage: Eukaryota; Metazoa; Chordata; Mammalia; Artiodactyla; Cervidae
Source: the annotation of a GenBank genome assembly
AUGAAUCAAGGUGAGAAUAGUCCAAGCACCUCAGAGGCUGUGCCAGGCACCUCAGAGGCUGUGCCAGAUUUCAUGAAUGUGCCUGUGGGUGCUCUCAAUAGUGAAAUAGCUAUGUUGGUGAAUGUCCUGCUGUUCAAGUAUCGAAUGAAAGAGCCAGUAACAAAAGCAGAUAUGCUCAAGGUUGUCGUCAGCGAUUGUGAAGUCCACUUCCCUGAGAUCCUUCUGAGAGCCUCUGAGCAACUGGAGAUGCUCUUUGGCCUUGAUCUGAAGGAAGUGGAUCCCAUCAACCACUGCUAUGGCCUUUUCAUUAAAUUGGGCCUCACCUAUGAUGGCAUGAUGCAUGGUGAAGCAGGCGUGCCCAAGACCGGCAUCCUGAUACUUGUCCUGGGUGUGAUCUUCAUGAAGAGCAACCGUGCCACCGAAGAAGAAGUUUGGGAAGUUCUGAAUGUGACCGGGCUAUAUUCUGGGAUGAAGCACUUCAUCUUUGGGGAACCCAGGCAGCUCAUCACCAAAGAUUUCGUGAGGGAAGGAUACCUAGAGUUCCGGCAGGUGGCCAGCGCUGAUCCUGUGCAAUUUGAGUUCCUGUGGGGCCCCAGAGCUCAUGCCGAAACCACCAAGAUGAAGGUCCUAAAGUUUGUUGCCAAGAUUCAUGGGACUGACCCAAGUUCUUUCCCAUCUCAAGAAGUCCCCUUUCUGUUCUUGCUUUCAACUUUUGUUAGUUGGGACCAGAGCAGAAUUAGCUAUGGCUUAACUCACGACACCACUGAGAUAAAACAAUUUUCA